AUGAUCGCCAAGUAUGCCGCGGCGCUUUUGGCCACCCUCUCGGCUCCUGUGUUUGCUGGUCCCGUCUAUCGGCUCGUGGAUGAGCUCGACCAGGAUUCUUACCAGCAGGCACAGCAGCGGGAUGAUACGGCCACACGAAUGCUGUCGAAUAUCAACAUCAAGACCUCCAAAGGGAAAUGUCUCUUUGUCGAUCAGCUUUCCGGCGACUCUGCCGCCAACCUCACCCCUAUCCAAGUGGCAGGUUGUGGUGCUACAGAUGGUCAGGGCUUUGAUAUCAUUACCCAAGGAAAGCAUAAUGAUGCCGCAAACUCCAUCUUGAUUGUCAGCACCUUGACACAAGCAUGCUUUACAUUUGACCCUACCCAGACCACAGGGAAGCAGGUCAUGCUAUUCUCAUGUGGUGGCGUUGCAGAUGGCAGUGGCAAUGUAACGACAUCGCAACUAUUUCCUGGCGAUGGAAGUGCUGGCUCCUUGACGCUGGCCCCGGAGAACCAAGCAACCUCAUGUUUGACCGUCAAAGGAAAUAGCGUGGAAAUUGCGGAUUGCGAGGAUGGAAACGAGGCGCAAACAUUCAUCCUUGAUGACGGCACAGCUUCCGAGGCUGGCAACGAAAAGGUCGACGCACCCGCUACCACGACAGCAGCCAGCUCAGCUAACGCCAUUGCGACAUCGCCUGGCGAACAGUUAAUCACUGUGACUUGUCAGGCUGUAACAGUGACACAACCACCAGUCACCGUGACAGCGACAGAAUCUGUGACCGUUACCGUCACGGAAGCAUCGACAUCUCCAGAUUCAACGACUGAUACUACGAGUACAACCACUCUUUUCAUCACCGUUGACCCGAUAUCGAGCACUAAUUCGGCCGAGUCAUUUUCAUCAACUACCACGAUUUUUGUUACCAUUCCCUUCGUUGAAGUGGUUACCCCAUCAUCAGCUGUGCCAACUGCAUCAUCCGCGCCAUCGUCAAAAGCCCCGUCAGACCCCAAUACGAUCCCUCAGAUAUCCAUCAACCCCAGCACUACAGUUGUGGUUACUGGCGCCACCACGGCGCCAACAGUCUCAUCCUCGGCCGCAGUAGUUGCAACUACUGCGUCAUCCUCGAAAGCUCCCUCGGAUCCAAAUACGAUACCCCAGAUAUCCAUCAACCCUAGCACAACAGUCGUAGUUCAAUGA
Pestalotiopsis fici W106-1 is the source of this 1173-nucleotide messenger RNA. RefSeq lists its product as uncharacterized. The transcript has 5 exons. NCBI's taxonomy places the organism in Eukaryota, Fungi, Ascomycota, Sordariomycetes, Amphisphaeriales, Sporocadaceae. The coding region runs from base 1 to 1173 and encodes 390 amino acids. The record is from RefSeq and is a predicted model, not a curated record.